UCAAUCUCCCGCGCUAGCAGACGCGGGUUUUUCAAGUGGUCUCGAAACUAGAGAUCGUCGACGUGAUUCGCAUUUUACAAAUAAUUCAACAAGAUUGAUAUUGAAGCUCCUCGUGAAGAUAUUUUAGCUGCAUUUCUUGUCAAGCUGCAUAGUCAACUUAUAUCCAGAUAUGGGUAAGCCCCGAGGGAAACCAAAGCGACAGAGGGAAUCAUUACCCGAUGAAGACACUGCAUCAGCUGCAGGUGCUGGGAAAGCUAAAAAGCCAAGAACAAGUUCUGACAAGACAAAGUCUACCACUGCAGCUCAUGUUGUUGAUAAAUCAACAUUUGGAAAGAUGGUGACAGAUGCUGGCUUUUGUCUUAUUGCUGGAGACCAUCCAAAUCAGCUCAAUGUAGAUCAAGUAAUGUUCCAGAAAAAGCUGAGAAAAGCAGUCAAGUCCGCAAUGAAUUUAGGAGAGACUGUUGAAGAAUUUAUAUCAGGCCUUCAAAAUCACAUAGAGGAUCCAGUCAGAUUCAAAUACAGUCUGCUGCUGACCACUUCCUCUGCUGAAUGUGAGAGUGCCAGAGGAGGAAAUCAGGAUAGUCUCAUCAGAUUGAUUCUUGGAAUUGAUGAACUGCAGCCAGCUCUUGUCAACACGUUGCUUGAGAAGCUGCCUGAAUUCAUGGGGAAGAAGAGUAACAUGUUUGACUACAGUGAAGCAGUGGACCUACCUAAACUCAUCCUCAACCAGUUUCAUUGGAUGGACAAUGUCAUCAAUAGUAAGGAGAUGACAGACAAGAUGCUUGAGAUGGUCGAGAUCUCAUCACCAUCCGUCCAGAGAGAGAUCAUUGCCUGCAUUCCUGAGGUGGUCAGUGAUCAGGAGCAUAGUGAGGUAGCUAACAGAUUGAAGAAUAUGCUAGAAUGUAAUUCCCAGCUGACUGUACCAAUCAUUGAUGCCCUAGAUAACCUGAACCUAACUCCAGAGCUACUCAGAGAGGUAAGGGGCUCAGCUCUAGAGAGCCUUGUAUCUGCUGAUCUAGACGACCUACCUGUUGUCAUCAAGUUUAUCCUUCAGUCUGUGUCUUCUAGCGACGCUCUGGAGGUAAUCAGUGAACUGAGAAGAAACUUAGAUUUCCACACCUCUCUUCCACCGUCCUCUGCUUCCACACCCUAUGCUAGAGCAUCUACCGCAGGAAAUGUCUCGGCCCAUAAGAAGACCACUGACAGUGAGAUGCUGAUACUAGAAACCAUCAAGUCAACCAUGAGAUUCAACAAAGUACUGGCAGAUGGAUGGCAGAAGGCCAUUGAGAGCGUGUCCGAUGCAGCAGGUCACAAGGUCCUGGAUAUCUUUGUGCUUCUCAUCUCACAUGCUGUAGCCAACCGCAAGAAACCUGUGGAGGCAGUCUUCAGACAUAAGGUUCGCAAAGGCCACUUCACGGAAGAACUUCUGCAGGCGACCUUCACGUCUCACGCCAAGGUUAUCAGAGAUUACCUAGGAUCCCUGCUGUGUAUUGCAGAGAAGCUCCUGAGAUCCCCUGAACCUCAAGUCAGUCAGUUUGGUUCCAAGGUCUAUCAGACAGCCUUUGCAGCAUUUGACGUCUAUAGUAAACAGGAGGUCGUAGGAGCAUUGGUGACUCACAUUGGCAGUGGUUUGUCGGCUGAGAUGGACUCAGCACUGGACAUUCUCUCUUCUCUAGCCUCAUCCCAUACCAAGGAUCUUGCUCCCUUUGCUGUCUUCAUUAAAGGUGUUCUUGAUUACCUGGACAACUUGACCAUGACCCAGGUCAAGAAGCUCUUCUCUGUGCUCGCUACCCUAGCCUACAGGGGUGGAAGCUCUGGCUCUACGCUCCAGGAUGAGCUUCACAUUGUCGUUCGUAAGAACCUCACAAGCAAUAGUCCCAAGUACAAGCGAAUGGGUGUGGUUGCAGCCUUGAUGGUCAUACAGAACAUGGCAAGGAAAAGGAUGGACUCUGGGAGUGGCAAGCAGGCACUGGCAUCCCUGUCCCAGGAUGUCUUCAAGCAGAUCUUAGGUCUCCUGGACCUGGUCAAGUCCAGCUGUGGUCAAGCCCCUGAGGCAGCUGCACUGUUCUUUGAUGAGCUAGCAAACAUUGUACAGAAGGGUGAUCUGCAUCCUAAGAUACUGGAAACAGUUGGUGAGAACAUCCUAGAUGAUUUCCAGGCCGACUUUGUUGUCGACAUUGUAGGUGAUGCCAGCAAUGAGAACUAUGGUUUGCCUAUGGGUGAGAUGUACAGCAUGGAAGGGGAGGAGUCACAAGGGGGUGUGGCAAUCAAUCUCCUCCCCCUCAUCUACAAGGCAGAGAAAGACAAACUCAAGACCGUUGCUAGGAACAAGAAGGCAGAAAGAUGUGUUGCCCCUGCCUGUCUGGCCCCACACUUCCGGCUCCUUCGCUUCUGUGAGCAGGCCCAGCAUGAUGGCAGCUUGGAAGGCAUUGAUGCGCUCCUUGGAUGCCCUCUAUACUCCUCCAAGGAUGAUGUGGUUGCUAAGAUACACUCACACUCUAAGCAGGAGAAGGAGCUGAUGUGCACAAACCUCUUCCUCUGCAUCAACUGGUUUCGGGAAGCGAUCAAUGGUUUUGCUGCCCUCCAAGACCCUGAGAUGAGAGCCAAGGUGCUGGGUAGAUUACAACACAUCACAAGACUACAGACACUCCUAGAAACAUGUCUGGAAGCUACUCCUGGCUUCAUCCCUCCUGUAGCUCACUUUGAUUGUGAGCAGCCUCAGACCAGCCCACUGAUGGCUGCACAGAGUGGCUCAUCGAGUAAAGGUGGCAAGAAGGGAAGAAAACCCAAAGAUGACAAGAAGAAAGGCUAUGAGGAUACCAGCAACAGCACGGUCCUCACAGAAUAUGACUACGUCUCACAGGACAACAACAAACAGAACGAUACUACCAUGGCCGACCCCGAGAAGGAAGGUACCAAGAAGGGGGGCAAGGAUACCUCUACUCCCAUCGUUGACUGGUCUAGGUCCAGGGCCUUCUUGCGAGAGCUGGACUUUGAUGUGUUUUCGGUCCUUGGGUGUGGCUUGGUGUCUAAGACUAUCCUGGACACGGAGAUGAACACAAAGGAGGUGCAUGUUCUGCAGCUUCAGCCUUGUGAGUUACACUUCCUCCUCCAGGACCUUAACAGUAAGCUGGAUCACGCCCUUCCUGCUUCGCUUGGAAGAAGAACCUUUCUUAAGGUCAAAUGGGACAAGACUAUUGGUUUCUCGCACCUGGACCAGCUGACCCCACGACAGGUGGCUAAGAAGGCCAUCAAAAUGCUGCCCUCACUGUGCCAACAUCUAGAAGCAACCAGCGGUUUCUUUCAGGCUUUAAUGGCUGAGAAUGAUGGGAUGAUUGAUGGUCCAGGUUGGAACACAGAAGAGGCUCAUCAGAUGGGAAGAUGUCUGCAUCUCUUACUCAAAGCUCUUCUUUCUAUCUUCUCUUGGAGUGGCUUUGUAUCGUCUGAGAAUCAGUCUAUCUUUGAGGAAGCCAUGGCCACCCUGAGCUCUCGUAUUGCUGAUGCGGGCAAAACCUCGUUCACCUUCCAGCAAUCUCUCAAACAUGCUGCUCAUUACAUUGAGAACUUCUCCGGGACGGUGCCUAAUCUUGCCACCGGUGUGACUAUCAUGAAAGUCAUGGUCAGUAUCAACACCAAGGGUUCUACACCGGCUGCCAACAAGAAGAUAGCAACCCUUGCUGAAUCUUUAUUGAAAAGAGAUUGGUUGGAUGAAGACAGUGUAAGAGAGAAAGGUGCCAAACACAACGAGCUUCUCCAGACAGUCAUUGAGAUAUAUCUUCAUCACUGCGAAGACUCACUGAGCGCCAUUGAGAUGUUGUGUACAGAAGCUCUACCUGAACUUGAUCCUUCAGAUAAGAACAUAGCAUCCGCUCUCUUCCCUACCCUCAACAGGAACACCCUGAGCUGUUACUACCAUGUGAUGCUGAAGGAGUUGGUGUCCUGUGCCCAGCAGUUCCAGCCUUCCAUGAGGGCAUCACCUGAUGUCCAAGGUGAGACCUUUGACCGCUGGAGAUUGGCGGUCAAGGUGUACUCGGCUCUGGUCAACACUAUCAAGACGUUUGACCUUAGGAACAACAUCAAGACGCUUCUCAAGUAUGGUCGGAUGUUCCUGGAUAUCUUCCUGAGACACGGCAUGCCUCUGCUUGAUAAACUCUUCAGGACUGAGAAGGAUGAUGUCCAAGCCCUGCUUAAGAUGCUUCAGCAAAGCACCAGAUAUCUCCAACACAUCUGUAGCCACUCAAAGGUGGCCAAGGACAUUGCACUGACCACUCAUGUGCCUCAAAUGAAGCGCCUCCUGGAGCAGUUCGUCUAUAGGGUCAAAGUCAUGCUCACCUUACAUAACUGUCAUGAGGCAUUCUGGGUAGGAAACCUCAAGAAUAGAGAUCUCAAGGGAGAGGAGAUUCCAUCUCAGGUAACUAGGGAAGAUGAUAGUGAUGAAGAGGAGGGAGCAGCAAGCAGACUAGAAUCAUCAGAUGAUAGUGAUGAAGAGAAAGAGGAGAGCGGUGGAGGUAAGGCUAAUGAUUCUGACAGUGAUGCCUCUUGCAGUGAGAGCUUUUGAGAUCAAGUCCUUCUCAAGGUCAGGUUGCAAUUCUGGAGAACCUUGGAGAGCUGACGACCUUCCUCUCCUGGCCCAUGUUUCAGAAAACUUGUCAUGCAUACCAAGAUACAAUAACUGAUAUAAGCCACUGAAAGCAUUGCAUUUGAUUGGCUGUGACAUAGAUUUAUGGAAGCUGAGAUUGAUCACAGGUUGUAUAAAACUGGUCUGUUUUUUUAUUUUCUGUGUCUCUUGUUCCCAAAGAAACAUUUUGAAUUGGAUUGAUGCAACGCUUCUGAUCAUUAUGUUUGAGGAUACAUGAAGUAUAAAGAGGCUAUUGAAUGCUAUUUAGUGUGUCACAUUCACACAAGUAGAGGUAGUAUGAAACAGCUACAUGUAGGUCAUUGCAAUGGAGCAUUCUGUAAAGUAACAUUAGUUACACAAUCGUUUAAUACUGCACUGUAACAGCAUCAUAUACAAGAUCUUUACAGCACUGUACUUGUAAUAUCACUGAUUAAAAAUUUGAUCUAUUACGAUGCUAUUUUGCUUUUCAACUCAUUGUUUAUUAUUGAAGGUCUGCAUUGUUUCAAAUCAUAGAUGAAAAUUACAGACAUGUAGAUACAAUAUGCAUACAUGCAAUUUACUGAGACUAAUGAAUUACUUGAGAUUUCUGACAGAGUUGAAUCUUUACAUGUAGAAUUGGUGUAUGAAUCUGUGGCAAAUCAUCAGAACAUAAUACUAUGAAAUUACUCUUUCUCUUCUCUUCUCUCUCUCUCUAUGUGCCUCUUUAGUGUGUGUCUCUGUUUCUCUUCACCUCUCUCUCUCUCUCU
This is a messenger RNA of Strongylocentrotus purpuratus (purple sea urchin), 5364 nucleotides long. RefSeq names its product Fanconi anemia group D2 protein (gene fancd2). Gene Ontology annotation, molecular function: DNA polymerase binding. Gene Ontology annotation, biological process: double-strand break repair involved in meiotic recombination; mitotic intra-S DNA damage checkpoint signaling; homologous chromosome pairing at meiosis. Bases 170 to 4558 code for a protein of 1462 amino acids. The transcript is spliced from 38 exons. Lineage: Eukaryota; Metazoa; Echinodermata; Echinoidea; Camarodonta; Strongylocentrotidae. Gene Ontology annotation, cellular component: condensed chromosome; nucleus. The record is from RefSeq and is a predicted model, not a curated record.